Messenger RNA from Culex quinquefasciatus (southern house mosquito), 1604 nucleotides. RefSeq names its product odorant receptor 67d. The record is from RefSeq and is a predicted model, not a curated record. Gene Ontology annotation, cellular component: plasma membrane. Gene Ontology annotation, molecular function: olfactory receptor activity; odorant binding. The coding region runs from base 46 to 1383 and encodes 445 amino acids. NCBI's taxonomy places the organism in Eukaryota, Metazoa, Arthropoda, Insecta, Diptera, Culicidae. The transcript has 6 exons. Gene Ontology annotation, biological process: detection of chemical stimulus involved in sensory perception of smell; sensory perception of smell.
UAUAUAAAUAUCACUUUCAAACGGACUAUUGUAGUCUAAAGGACGAUGAUGGUCUAUUUUCACUCAGCGUUGGGGAUCUUCUUCUUCUUCAUUGUUAAGUUUGUUUUUUGGAAGCUGAAUCUUUGCUGUGAAAACGUGAGUCGUAACUACGUUUAUGUUUUAUUGUGCAUUCAUAAGGUGUUGGUUGGUGGUAGGCAAGAGUGGUGGUGGCAUUAUUGUUGCAGAGCUAAAAACUUCGAUUAUUCCAACGCUGGAAAGGUUUACCUGGAAGCGGUGGACUGGAUCGAUCGGCUUAACGCCUUCAUGGGGAUUUGCUAUUUCGAUCCAAAAGUUAGCCGACUGCAGCCCCGGUUCAUUUGGGGCAUUACCACACUGUUCAUUUACAUUUAUCUGGCCUUUGAGAGCACCUACUGGUACCGGAAUGAUGUCGAAAAGUUGCUGUUGUGCAUCACGACUCACGGCUUUUCAGUUCAGAUGGCAUCGAAAGUGUACACCUUCAUCAUUAACCGAAGCCAGGUCGUCGAAGUGAACACAAUGAAUAGGGAUUAUUUCGAAAUGGAAACAACCAAAUCUGUCACAGUUCAGAACUCCCACAAAUCCAGUGCCACGAUUGCUUACAUUCUACUCAAGAUGACCGCCGCUUGUUACAUCAUUCUCGUCGGUCUAAUCGUCCUUGGCCCAGCAAUCGGCGGAGCCAUCGUUUCGGAGAAGAUCCUCCCGUUUGGAUUCGAACUGUCCCAUUCCAAUGCAUGGCCGGCCUACAUCAUGAAUUUGGCUUUUCAUGUCAAUUGCGGGUUCUACGUAGCUUUCCUGACGACCUCCUCGGAUUCCACAUUCAUCCUGUAUCUUUUGACGGCUGUUGGACAAAUCGACGCCAUUUCGGGACUUCUCAAUGAGUUGAACGAAAUGUUGGAGAAAAACGCCUCUGAGGAGGUAAUUUCGCUUCAGCUUAGACGAAUUUUCCAACUGCAUCAGCAUCAUUUCGCGUACAUGAGAAUGUUUAAGAACAUGUUUCAGUACUACUUUAUGAUGGCGAUUACGAUGCUGUAUUUUUGCAUGUCGAUUUGUUUGGCAGCUUUUGUUCUGAUCAACUGGUACAUGGGCGUCCUGGUUUUUUGCUUCUGCUCAGCGCAAAUAUUCUACAUGUGUUUUCUUGGAACUGCGCUGCAAUCAAAGACAGAGUUUCUGAUGAAGGAGAUUGACUCCUUUAGCUGGUAUCGGCUAUCGGUUCCCAACCAAAAGUUUGCCAUUUUGUUUCUGGCAUCAGCGCAGAAUCCGAUUCUGCUAUCAGCCGCUAUGGUUAAGCUGAAUGUGGCAACGUAUUUACAGGUCCACAAAUCGGUUUACUCGUUCUUGAUGCUGCUGUUGAGAAUCAAGCAAUAAAAUGGUGAAUUACUGUAACAUGGAGCUUUUAUCACCACACCAAGUUUGAAUAAAUUAUAAUCACUUUUGUAUCACACGUUAAAUGCAGUACACUUCUGUGUCUGUACCGUUAAGAAUUAAAAUUUACUUGUUCACUUGUUACAUGAAUUCGUUGCAACCGUUUGUAGCCCAAGUUUGAAAUGAAAUAAACUUAAAGUGAAUAUCACCAAAACUCAUAUGGA